Molecule: messenger RNA, 3727 nt
Organism: Prionailurus viverrinus (fishing cat)
Lineage: Eukaryota; Metazoa; Chordata; Mammalia; Carnivora; Felidae
Gene: LRRC74A
Product: leucine rich repeat containing 74A
Exons: 14
Coding region: 332-1747 (471 amino acids)
Molecular function (GO): protein binding
Source: RefSeq, a predicted model, not a curated record
CUCUUAAGUCACAAAGUCGCAGGAGGGUGGGCAUCCUUUUGACAGGGCUCCCGGGAAUAGAACCAUACCACUCUCCCUGAUGAUCUCAGCAAGUAGCUGCUUCUCCCAGACAGAGUUGGGGUCAAAUCCACGCAUGUCCUCUUCCCACCAAAGCCCACUCUCUCCAGGCUUGCUGGGGAGGAAGAAUAACUACAGCCCCCCUGGGAUUUGUCUGUGUGAGGGCAGGGUGCACGAAGUUUGAGGCAGAAGUGAAUGGACGGAUGUGCUUCUUAGGGAAGCAGCAGAAAGGUGACAAGAAGUGGACAGUGGCCCCCGAGAGGGCCCUGGCGCCAUGGACAAUGAUGAACCUCUUGAGCCUGAGACAAAAGAUGAACCUGAAACCGAGCCAGCAGCACGGAACAGUGACGAGACCUUCUACUGUGAGGCUGAGGCCUCUGUGGCUGUAGAAAAAGAGAAGCCAGGCGGGGAGAGCUCAGAAACAGACCUGGAGAUCGAAGAUACGGAGAAACUUUUCACCACCGGACAAAGGGAGCUGUACCUGGAGGCCUGCAAACUGGUGGGUGUAGUGCCCGUCUCCUACUUUAUCCGGAACAUGGAGGAGUCCUACAUGAACCUCAACCACCAUGGGCUGGGACCCAGUGGUACCAAGGCUAUUGCCAUAGCCCUGGUGUCCAACACGAGUGUUGUCACCCUGGAGCUGGCAGACAACUGUAUCAUGGAGGAGGGCACCUUGAGCCUGGUGCAGAUGCUGCAAGAGAACUACUACCUGCAAGACUUGAAUAUUUCCAACAAUGAUCUUGGCUUGAAGGGGGCCAGCACCAUCUCAGAAUUUCUUCAGAGAAAUACCUCUUCGCUCUUGAACCUCCAGCUUUCAGGAAAUAACUUCAAGGACGAAUCCGCAGAGCUGUUCUGCCAAGCCUUCUCGGCCAAUUACCGAAUUAAGACACUGGAUCUCAGCCACAACGAGUUCUCUGAUAAGGGAGGAGAACACCUGGGGCAGAUGCUGGCCCUCAAUAUAGGACUCCAGUCACUGGAUCUGAGCUGGAAUCAGUUCCACACACGGGGAGCUGUGGCCUUGUGCAAUGGUCUCCGGGCUAAUGUAACCCUGCAGAAACUGGAUCUCUCUAUGAACGGCUUUGGGAACGAGGGGGCUACGGCCCUGGGAGAGGUCCUCAGGCUCAACAACUCCCUGGUCUACAUAGACGUCAGCAGCAAUGACAUCAGCAACGAAGGAGUCAUCAAAAUCAGCAAAGGACUGGAGUUCAAUGAGAGCCUCAAAGUUCUGAAGCUUUUCCUGAACCCUGUGAGUAUGGAUGGGGCUACGUUACUUAUCCUGUCCAUCAAGAGGAACCCCAAAUCCAAGAUGGAGGAGAUUGACAUUUCUAAUGUGCUGGUGUCUGAGCAGUUCGUAAAAAUAUUGGAUGGGGUGUGUGCCAUCCACCCCCAGCUGGACGUGACGUACAAGGCAGUGCAAGGCUUCUCUGCCAAGAAAGAGCUGCUCUUGUGGACAAACCCCAUGAAACUGAUCCAGAGCUAUGCAGACCAGCACCAAAUCACGGUCAUAGACUUCUUCAAGAGCUUGAACCCUAAUGGAAAAAUGAUGAUGUCUGUGGGUGACUUCCGGAAAGCUAUGAUACAGCAGGACAAGGUCCCUAUGAACCUGUACCAAGUCAGGGAGCUGAUAAAGAAGCUGGCUGAGAAGACAGGCAUGGUGAACUUCAGUUUCCUAAAAACAGAGAAGCGGUAAGCAACAAGUCUGGUCUGAAAAGAAGUCGCCGCGACGGAGAGGUCCUGGCAAGUCGAUUGGUGGCAUUCAGGAGGCGAAGAUCUGUUCUGAAACCUCCGUAGACAAACACCAAGGCCAGACUGCGAGCGAGCCAAUAAAGUCUGCCUGGGUCCCCAUGUCUCUGGGCUGCAGGUGGCGUGCCCCCGCCCCCCCCCCCCCCCCCCCCCCCCGCAACUGGAGCAGCGCCUUUGGUUUUGGCGACCAGCAGGGGGCGCAUCCUUGAUGGCCUUAGUAGGAGCCUGAAGACAAAUUGGGAAUGCAAUGGCGUUGCUAGGCAGCAGGAAAAGAGCAGUGGGGGGGGGGGGGGGGGGUGUUGGAGAUCAGUGCACAAAGGCAGUCAUCCUAGUAAAUGUAAACUGUAUCCAGGAGAGAGAUUUUGGAGACGCGGGAGGCAGUGGAGAGGGAGCAGAUGCUCAGGAACAAGGACGUGGGGCGGGGGGGGGGGGGGGGGGGGGGGUGCUGCUUUAGAAGCAAAUGCUGAGGGGUCAUGUGGAGAGAGCCCAGGAUGGGAGACAGAGAGACCUGGCAUGUAGUCAUAGCCCGGCGCCACCUCGCCACCUGAGCGUGGAGCCUUACACUUCCAUCGGAAAAAAGUAGGACAGCCGAAAUUAAGGCUUCCCAAUCUGUUCUGGGAAUCUACUGUUCUACAUUUCUUUUUAAAAUUCCUUGGAAGCUAAGGAGACACGAAUUGCUGAGCACAAGAGCAGGGAUAGUCAAGAACAGCAUGCGCUGAGCAGGUGCGGGGAUGGGUAACUGGCGGGUUCUGAUUAGCCCCGCCAGUCGUCUCUGUGGAUGCACAAGGGCAGGGACUGAAUCACGCAUCUCUGUACCACCGCACAGUGCCUGACACAUAGGAGAUGCUCAAUAAAGACCUAUGAGGUGAACAAACACAUUCACCUGGCAAUUUUGGGGGGCAAGUGGUGGAAAAGUGGGAAAGUUUGGGGGUGACCAGGAACCAACCCUUUAGAGCCCUGAUGUGUGACGCAUGCUGAAACGGCAUCUCGGAAUCCAGUCACUGCCUUUGGCUUUCCCUUUGCUUCACCAGGGCUGGAGCGGAGGCUGAGGCCUCUCUGCCCAUGUGGCAGAAUCAUUAUUUGAAAUAAUUUAUACCCCCUCCCCGCAGUGCAUUUUCCCCUUUCCCUUCCUUAUUCAAGGUCUUAGCCUGAAGUUGAAUUUCCAUUAAUUGGGUGACAGAGGGGCUCAGAGUCAAAAUUAGGAUAAUAAGAGAAAAUAAAGAAAUGCACUAAGGGGUUCGUGGGCUGAAACUCACAUCUCUCAUACUUGUCAGGGUAUGUAGAUGUCUUUGACUCCACAAAUAAAUCGAAUCCCCUUAAAAUCAGGAGCCGUGUCAUUUAGGUUUAUUGUAAUCUAUAAAUUUCCCCCCACCAAGUCUCUUGUCCAAUAGCUGCUGGUGUCUGGGUGGAACCCUGAGGAUUAUGAAGCCAGGGAGUAUCAAAAAUUGUGGACUAUGUUAUGGAUCAAUAAAAACAGCAAAGUUUUCUCCAGAUGCUUUUAAUGUAUCUCUUGCAUAAAAAUGAAAGGCAGCAAUUUUCUGAUCAAAUGUUAUGUUUUGUUUGGGUAGCUUUGAGAAAAUUAUGGAGAUAUAGGGAAGCUAAAAUCCACCCCCUCGCCCCCAAUCCUCCAGGCCAACCCUCAACAUUACCAAUCCCAAGAAAGUGAAGGACGACAGAGUCAAAACCUGCCUGCAACAGUCUGGGAACCUUCCCAAAGUUGGAGUAAUUCUGACUAGUGGCCACUAGGUGUCAGGUCAGCUUCAAAUUCCUGGUGAACACACCGCUUCCAGAUCCUUACAGAAAGCUUUGCAGCCUUUGUACUUUCUGUGAUCUCCCAAACUUCUGCCCACCACCCCCCAAAAGCCCGACACAUGAAAUCUGAGCCCGGGAGUGUCCAGCAGCCUGACACUUGGGCAAACCUCUCCAA